AUGUCUCACGGGGAGCAGGGGACCGUGACUGUGCACGAGGGACUCGAGGUCAUAUGGGAUCUGACAGCUCAAAGUGUGCAAGGAGUGCCGAGAGGCUGCUACGUGCACGCCGACUCUACUAACAGUUGGUACACCGCCAACUUCUGCAGCUUCAUAUAUCUCUACCCUCUCGGCGGCCAAGGGGGCUCGGAGGACCAGGCCAGUGUUAUGCUCGCUCCUAGAAAAAACGGUACGUUUCUGCAGGUCGGCAUGGGCGCUACAAUCCAGGACUUGGAUGUCACUCACACAUCUGGUUUUCAUACCUUGCAUUUCCCGCGGCCGAGCCUGUCCUCGGCAUGGAGGAUCACCGUGAGUGUAUUCCCCAGCCGCGCCACUGCCGAACGAUUUCGGCAACUCCUGCGAGAGCUGACAGAGGCCCGGGAUCUGGAGCUCGCAGCAGCCAGGGCAGCCAGGGAGGAGACUGCACAACUCCGAGCUCUGAUGGACACAGCGGCCGACGCAGCUGACGGCGCGGCCCAUCGUUUGGCCGUGGCUGCUAGGAAGAUCCAGGCCUCCUUUCGGAAGUCUGCCUUCCGCCGGCGCUUGAAGUCGGCACUGGCCGCGAUGGCGAGGCAUCAGCGACACGUGAAGCUUACAGCUGCCGUGUGCUGUGUCCAGGCCCUCUGGCGAGCCAGGCAAUUGCGCAGAGAACGCCGUCGGCAGGAGGACAUCCGCCGGGCUUCGGCCACUCACUACGAUGCGAUCCUGGCUUUCGACUCCUUGUCCGAAUUCCUCUCCACACGAGAGGUCCGCUUCUUGAGGAAUGUCGAAUCCAGCUUGGACGUCGUCCAUCAGGGGAACUUUCGCAUCGUGGCAGUUGUAGGUCUCUUUGACAAAGGGAAGACAUGGCUCUUGAACAGGCUCUUCGGCGUGAGCUUGCCUUCUGGAAAGCUUCACACCACCACAGGCUUGAGCUUCCUUUGGGUAGAAGAGCGCCGGAUGCUGAUCAUUGACUCCGCCGGGGUGCAGUCCCCGGUCUCCUACCGUGCACAGGCCGUCGACGCGAUUUGGGAUGCACGCAACACCGAGACACUGGUCCUUGAGAUGAUCUCUCGCAUUGCUCAUCACAUGAUCUUUGUGGUAAGUGACACGACGUGGUUUGAGCAGCAGAAAGCCGCCGAACUGCACCAGAAGUACGUGCAGCGCCGGCAGCACAGGGAGCUGAUUGUCGUCCACAACUUGAGCACUACCUCCCGAGUGGAAGAUGCACAUGCCCUUUUUGAGCGGCAGGUCACACGAUGCUACGAUGGUGUUCCGUCGCACCUGGGCGACCUCAUCUUCACGGCGGAUGCUGGCGAAGGGGCACCUCCGGUACACCAUAUUGGGCUGUGCCAGGAGUAUUCAACAGCCGGUGACAAGUUCAAUGCCAAGAAUAGGGAGUACCUCUUGCAGAGCCUGGAGCAUGGAAGCAUCCUGGGUUCGCAUCUGGCCCUUGCAGAGACCUUCAGCACAGAGUUGUCCAAGCUGAUGCCGAAGUUCGCCAGCAUCGAAGCAGGCGUGCCGGAAGUGGCCGCCAACACAUCCGGUACUUCGACGCAGGCGAUCUCUGUGAGGUUCUGCCCGAAGGAAGAGAGGGAAGCUGUGCAGGGCUACGUGCAUGUGGGCUCCAUGAUUUUGCAUUCAUUGCCCCAAGAUGCCAAGGUUGUGAUGAAGACGAGAGGCGUGAUUUCGGAUUUGGGGGAGAUCACUCCCCACGAUGUCAGCUUCCGCCCCAUCACGAACGUGUUUGACCGUAAAAUGGACUCGGACAAGAUGCGCUACAUUCGUGUCGAGUGCCCGGGAGUUUCUGAAGACGAUGUCGAUUUCCAUCUGCUCACCAACGGGGUCAAGAUCGUGAUCGAAAAGAAACGGCCCAUCAACGAAGAAACCGUGGAGCCCGUGCAGCCCAUUUUGCAGCACUUUGGCCCUUGGGCAAAGGAUUUUGAUUUCGACAGAUCUGAUGGCACGUUUCAGGUGUGCGAAGACAGCAUCAAGCUGGAGCAUGGCGUGCUGGAGGUGCCCUUGAAGAUGACCCAGAACCGCAAGUUCAAGCUCGCAGGUGCACGCAGAUCCGAGCCGGAUGCCAAAGCACCAUCUCCGGUAAGAUCCGAUUCCGCUUGCUCUUUCUCGAUGCUCGGAAGUGAGCAUAGCUGGCAUAGCUAG
Molecule: messenger RNA, 2181 nt
Organism: Symbiodinium sp. CCMP2592
Lineage: Eukaryota; Dinophyceae; Suessiales; Symbiodiniaceae
Source: the annotation of a GenBank genome assembly